Messenger RNA from Boleophthalmus pectinirostris (great blue-spotted mudskipper), 1868 nucleotides. RefSeq names its product tripartite motif containing 35-12 (gene trim35-12). The coding region runs from base 318 to 1868 and encodes 516 amino acids. Gene Ontology annotation, biological process: protein ubiquitination. NCBI's taxonomy places the organism in Eukaryota, Metazoa, Chordata, Actinopteri, Gobiiformes, Gobiidae. The record is from RefSeq and is a predicted model, not a curated record. Gene Ontology annotation, molecular function: protein binding; zinc ion binding; ubiquitin-protein transferase activity. The transcript has 6 exons.
ACCACUGGUCAUCUUCAACAGGGUCAUUUCCAGUGCCAGCCCAGCUCUCCUUAGACAUCAACACGUGUUGCAUAACAAUUUAGUUUCUCUGAAAAAUUUGUGAGAAGUGUUGAGGUAAACAUGACUUUUGGCUGAAAGUGAGUCCAGGAGAACAGGGGGUGGUGACAUGUACUAGAAAGAAACGAGUUCAUCAAGUCUCUGUUUAUGUAUAACACAGUGGUUUGUCUAAAACAAUACUCAGUCCCCAUCACAGAGGAGUAGAACUCCAUCAGAGAAGGCUCUAAUCAAGAAUUCAAUCAUCCCAGAAGCCAACAGCCAUGGCCCGACCUCGUGCUUCCUCUCAGCCUGGGAGACUGUCCAUUUUCAACACCCCCAAAGUGGCCUCCACUCUGAGGGCACGGGCCGUGACCUCCCGCUCAGGCUCCAUGGAAGACGAGCUGUCCUGUCCAGUCUGCUGUGAGAUCUUUAAGGACCCUGUGGUCCUCAAGUGCAGCCAUAGCUUCUGCAAGUCUUGUCUUCAGGUGUUUUGGAACAAGAAAAAAGCCAGACGUGAGUGUCCCGUGUGCAGGAGUAAGUGCUCUCUGACUGAGCCCACGGUGAGCUUGGCUCUGAAGAAUGUGGCAGACACUUUUCUAAAGGAGCAGGAGCGAGUUGCAGCCAUGGCCCGGAUAGGAGCGAAGAAAGAGAGUGCACCUGACGAGAAGUGCGCUGCUCAUGGAGAGAUCCUCAAGCUCUUCUGCUUCAAUGACAACGAGGUUUUGUGCUGCGUUUGUCACACGUCCAAGAAGCACCUCGGACACAGAGUCUGUCCCCUGGAAGAGGGAGCUCAGGAUCUGAGGUCAGAGCUGAAGACUGAGCUGAUUCCUCUGAAGAAGAACCUGCGUCGCCUGUAUGAAGCCAAGCAGGAGUGUGAUGACACAACUGUGCACAUAAAGAACCAGACACAGGAGACAGAGGAUCAGAUCCGACAGGAGUUUGAGGAGCUAAGGGCGUUUCUACAGAAAGAGGAGGAGAGCCGACUGUCCACACUACAGCAGGAGGAUGAGGAGAAAAAGGAGCAGGUGAAGAGGAAGGCCGAGGGCAUCACCAGGGACAUCCUCAUUUAUUCUCACGCCAUAAUCGCUAUCGAGAACGAGAUGGCUUCAAGUGAUGCCCACUUUCUACAGAAUUUCAGCAGCACAAGAAAGAGAGCACAGCUUACUUUCAGAGAACCAGAGAAACUCCCAGGUGUCCUCAUUAAUGUAGCCAAGCACGUCAGCUCACUCAAGUAUCACGUGUGGGAGAAGAUGGUGGAUCUGGUUGAGUACACCCCCAUCACCUUGGACCCCAACACCUCUUACUCUUGGCUGUCCCUGUCUAAAGACCUAACCAGUGUCUCCAACAGUGGCUCUAUGAAAAAGCUCCCUGAUAACCCAGAGAGAUUUGGUCACUUCGUGUUUGUGCUAGGUUCGGAGGGCUUCACUUCGGGACGCCACGCCUGGGAGGUGGAGGUGGGUGACAAAGUGGACUGGAUGCUUGGUGUGGUCAAAGAGUCCAUAGACAGAAAAGGUCGUAUUUCCGGUUGUCCCGAAGGAGGUUUUUGGAUGAUCUCUUACUGUGAAGGGGAGUACUCCGCCAUGACAAGACCCAGCACCACUCUAAACCUGGACUCUCCUCUGUCCCGGGUCAGAGUUCAGAUGGAUUACGACGCAGGAGAGGUCACAUUCUCAAACCCCAUCACCAUGACAACAAUCUACACAUUUCACGACUUUUUCACUCAGAAGAUGUUUCCUUUCUUUUGCCCUGGAGCCAACAUCAAUGGCAAUAACCCCAAACCCCUGAAAAUCUGCCCUGUUAAAGUGGCCGUGUGGAACAGUGCCUCCUGGUGA